GUGCUGAUUGGCUGGGGCUCCAGAAGCGCAUGGUUUGUGAUGUCACAUGAGCAAAGGGAACAGGCGGCGGAAGCUGCCACCUGUCGAGACAUGUAGGAUGAAGUGGCUUCCUCUUCCUCUUUUGGUCCUUUCCGUAUUCUUCUCUGAACAUGCUCUAGGUGAAACUUGCAGGUAAGUGGCAUCAGAAUCCUGCGGGAAGGAGGGAGGGAGAUGAGAGCCCCAGCCCUCCUGCUCAGACAGGCACCUGUUGUGGUGGACACCAACCCCUGCCUUUGGCUUUCGUAUCAGGUCACACAUAUUGCAGCCACUGCAGACACUUUCUCCACUGCCUCUGUCCCUGGCUGGCCUUUCCUGGCCUCCUUAAAUUUAGGGUUCACCCAUACUUCCACUUUCCCCAUGCCUAAAAUGUAGGGGUCCAAGCAGUCUUCCUCCUCUCCCACUCCUUUCCCAUGGAAAACCCGCUCUUUAGUGAUAGAUUGGAACAAAUGGCAACCAGGGUGGAAUCUGAAUCACUCUUAUUGCAGUUAUUCGUAUUGCACAUAGGAAAGUAAUUGGAUGAAUACAACACACUCUUCUUUGACUAAAAAUUGCCCAGUCCAAAAAUAUGGUUCAUAAGCUUUACUAAUAGAACUUCUUCCAAAACAGACACAAAAACAAAGUAAGUUACAUCCAAAUAGUUUCAUGAUAUCACAUGCUUGACCAAGCACAGGCACAGCCUCUUGGAACUAUUAAAUUACUUCUUCCAGAGCGGAAAACAAAGCCGUGUCUCUCCCACAGCCCCCAUUACAGCUGGAGGUUGUGUUUUCCUAGAGAGAAUCACCUCCUCACGUCUUUUCUUCCAAGGUGCUUGAGAGAGAACAAGGAUCCAACUCCCACGAAAUGUAGGUUUGCAAGUGAAUACUAAUUGCAUACACCCCGUGGGAUCCAAAGGUUAAACACCUUUUGACAGAAUAGCAGAGAUACAUUCCAAGUUAAUUAUCAACCUGUUGGGUUCUCUGCAACUCCUUUGUUUAGCUGCAGUGGAAGUUUCCGUGCUCUGCAUUUAGCAGCACGCAUACAGAGUUAUUUUCCAUUUUAAUGGAAAUUUAAUUAAACAAUUUAAUUAAACAAUUAUACUCAACGUACCUCUCCUCCGACUGUGUGCUCAAGAGCACCUUUCCCUAGGAAAAAGCAGUGUGACAAGAGGAAAGCCUCUUAGCCCCAUGUUUCCUAAGCAUGGCAGAAGCGGAAGUGUGGAUUAGUCCAGAGCAAUCGGCAACCGUCUUUUUUGUGAGUUGCCUUUUACCCCAUGGGUUUCCCUGGGGGAAAGGAGCAGGGCAAACAGAAGUGUGAAUGAGCCCUAAGUGAGACAUUUAAAGGUAAAGGUAAAGGGACCCCUGACCAUUAGGUCCGCUCGUGGCCAACUCUGGGGUUGCAGCGCUCAUCUUGCUUUACUGGCCGAGGGAGCCAGCAUACAGCUUCCGGGUCAUGUGGCCAGCAGGACUAAGCCGCUUCUGGCGAACCAGAGCAGCGCACGGAAACGCUGUUUACCUUCCCGCCAGAGUGGUACCUAUUUAUCUACUUGCACUUUGAUGUGCUUUCAAGCUGCUAGGUUGGCAGGAGCAGGGACCGAGCAACGGGAGCUCACCCCGUCGCGGGGAUUCGAACUGCCGACCUUCUGAUCGGCAAGUCCUAGGCUUUGUGGUUUAACCCACAGCGCCACCCGCGUCAGACGUUUAGAUCACUUUAAAUGAAGUGAAUCCCCUUUUUGACAUCCUUCCUGUUGUUCCGCCAACCCCUGUGCCUUUCAGCUGUGUUCCAGCCAAGAACAUGCCUGCAAUCCUAACCACACUUACUUGGAAGUAAGCCCCAUUGAACUCAAUGGGACUUACUACUGAGUAGGUGUGAUUAGACAUGGGCUGCAGGGCACCAGGCAAACACAUCUAGGGAGGGAGUUCCAUAACUGAAUCCUGCUUUCUGGUUUCCCAUUUGCGUUUGGCUGGCCACCGUGAGAACAUGAUGCUAGACUGGAAGGGCCAUUGGCCUGAUCCUGCAGGCUCAUCUUAUGUUGCCACAUUCUUACAACUUGGGUGAGUUAGGGGCUUCCCCUGCAUGUGAAGACAGAUUCCAGCAGAUGGAGCAGAAGAAACCAAGAGAUGGAAGUGAGGGGCAGGUGGGGCUCAUCCACCUGGGAAGGGAGCCCAUAGAGGAGAAGAAAAACUCUGGUCCUAAACCAAAAGGCUCAGGAGUAAACCCUAUACAGAUCUGGAGUGGAGUUCCUAAGGUGGUUGGAUGGCGUCUUGUAUGCCUCCUUCCUGCAACUCCUGCAGCCUAACUGGUGCCAAACAUCUUGCUCUGCUCUCCUUUGGACCACAUCAAUGAGGCCAAAAGAGGGGUCUUGUCGUCUGGGCAGCCCAGGACCUCCAGACACAUUGCCCAGGCUUGAUCCCUGGGAGGUCACUUCAAGCCAGUGUGGUGUAGUGGUUAAGAGCGUGGACUCAUAAUCUGGUGAACCAGGUUUGCUUCCCUACUCCUCCACAUGCAGCUGCUGGGUGACCUUGGGCUAGUCACACUUCUCUGAAAUCUCUCGGCCUCACUCACCUCACAGAGUGUUUGUUGUGGGGGAGGAAGGGAAAGGAGAUUGUGAGCCACUUUGAGACUCCUUCAUGUAGUGAUAAAGUGGGAUAUCAAAUCCAAAACUCUUCCUCUUCUUCUUUGGUCCUGCUAAAGCAGAGGUGCACCCCAUUGUCUCUUGAGACAGACCAAUGUCAACAACAACUCAGGUGCCAUUACAGAGAAGUCCUUUUCCCACAAAGUUGCCUGCCUCACAUCCCAAGGUGGGGUUGCUUGGGAAAGGGCCUCUGGCGAAGGCUUGGCUUGGGCGGGUUCCUGUGGCAGAAGGCGGACUUUUCAGGGAGGGCCGCUCUGCUUUCCUGAGUCUUGUGUGCCUCUCACCUGUCACACAUGGCAUGUGUGGGCUGCCCGCGCUUUGUGUCCCUUUCCAGUGGAGUCUGCGGGAGACGUCCCUUGGCACCCAGCCAUGGUGGCUCAGUUCGGAUUAUCGGAGGCACGCAGGCUCUCCCCGGGACAUGGCCUUGGCUCGUCAGCAUCCAGGUCCCAUCCAACCAGGGCUACAGGCACACCUGCGGAGGCUCCCUCAUCAGCUCUCGCUGGGUCCUCACUGCAGCGCAUUGCUUCUUAGACAGAAGGUGAGCAGAGUACCGGGGGCAGCUGCAUGCGGCAAGGGGUGGGGGACUUUGCUGUAGAGUCUCCAGAUGUGCUGCCCUGCAGAUCAUUCAGCCUGGCAGAUGUAAUGCCGGCUGAGCUGUGGAGCUCAUGUCAGGAACAUGGCCCCCCAGAGCGCAGCAGAAGAGUCGGCCUCAGAAAUUGAGCUAAGAGAGUAAGAGGCCGACUCUGCAAAUGAGAACUGGCUGUCAGAGUCCAGGAAGGGCAGUUCAGCCCCCCUCCUUCCUAGGGAAGACGCUGUUUGCUCUCAAGAAGAGGGAGAGUUGGAAGGCAGCCAGAGCGUUGCCAGGCAGCCAGCAGAUAAGCCAGAGUCUGAGGCUGCAUCAUCUGGGAGUGGGGAGGAGGCAGUACUAGCAGUCCCUGUACUAGGAGAUUGGAGGGGCUCAGAGAACAACGGAAGGGAAGGAGAAGAAAGGCAGGAUUUUGGUGUCUUUCCUGUUGGGAGAGGGACGGUGAUUCAGACUGAUCAACUACUAUUAAUAUGAACAGGUGGGAAGCCAUGCUCUGGAUGUGUUUUUCUUGUAAAUAAACCUACAUAAUGUCAGAGAGACAUUGUUGCUUAUCAGGCUGCUUGCCUACCAGAGAUCAUUAUAGCUCAUUUCAUCCUUUAAAAGAUUUUUGCCCCUCACCACAGCCAAAAAAAGGGGGUCGGGGAGGCAACAAGCACCAGAAAGAUGGCUCCCUCCUUCAUAUCUGAAAGGCAUGGCACAAAAGGAAAGGGGGUUGGGAUGGAGGAGGAAAAAAGAAACGCAGGUUUCUAGCUACGAAGUUCUAGAAUUUAAAAAUUGGUACAGUGAGGUGUGUGCCAGAAAGCCCCAAGUUUAUGACCUUCCUCAGCCAGGAAUUAAUGGGUGUUUCAGGAUAGUUGUAGUCCAAAACAUUUGGAUGGCACCAGAGUGGCAAGUGCUGACACGAUACAGAUUUUGUCACCUCAUUACAGUUCCCAGGGGAGGUGAAAUUAGCAUUAACCUAGUUUAAGUCUAUGGGGUACCUAAGCCUAGUCUGAACCCUGUGGUUUUAUGAACUGUUUUGUAUCAUUAAUUCCACAUGGGUAUGGUGCAUUGCAAUGACUGCUUAUGAUCUAUUCUGCUAGCCACCCUGAAAGCAUAGUUGCCCUACAUGCACUGCUUGUUAAUAACCAUAAUAACAGCUAAAGCGAUGGUCAUUGUUAUCGCUGGCAUUAUUAUUUGGGUGCCACGCUCAUGGUACUUAUCUCUCUCCAUAAAAUGCCCUGAACAGUGCUGCAGGCAGCCAGGAAUUUCCUUGUUCAAAUCACAGAAUCAUAGAACUUGGAAGGGACCAGGAGGAUCAUCUAGUCCAAGCCCUGCAAUGCACGAAUUGUUCAUCCUCAAAACCAUGAUGCUGAGAUUACGAGUCUCAUGCUCUACUGACUGAGAUAAUAAAUAGCACAUACAUUAUAUUAUAUAACAAUUAUAUAUGACAUUAUAUUAUAUGAAUAUUUCCCCAGCUACCUAGAGGGCGGCAACAUGAGAACAGGGCCUUUUCUGUGGUGGCUCCCCACUUGUGGGAUGCUCUCCCCAGGGAGGCUCGCCUGGCGCCCUCACACCAUCCUUGGAAACUCAGAGACACCUGCAAUACCAUUCAGUCCAACCGCUUUUCAUGGGGUUCCUGAAUCUCUCCCCAAAAUCAUAUAUGAAUGGCACACGGUUUGAAUAGAACCUCUUUCUUCCCCCUUGGUGGGCCAGUUUUCCAUCUUUCUCUGCUACAGGUUUCUCGAUCAAUGGAAGCUGGUGAUGGGAGCCAACCAGCUUUCUGACCCUGGCCCCAAUGCCCAGGCGCGCACCAUCAAGGACCUGAUUGUACACCCGCAGUAUAUCCAACGGAUAAACCUCAACGACAUCGCCUUGAUGGAGAUGAGCGCGCCGUUCAACUGCAGCGACUACAUCCAGCCGGCCUGCUUGCCUGACAUGGACGUGGAUGUGAUGUCUCUGACGCAUUGCUAUGUCAGCGGCUGGGGAGUGACAGAUGUGUCAAGUGAGAGUCCGGGGAUGGGAUGGACAUCAAAGAGGGUCUCACAGGGGAAGCGUUGCCUGGCAACGCCUGGUGGGAGGACACCACAUCUGCUACCCUAUGCAUACAUAACCAGAGACCAGCCACCUCUUGGAUGUACUGGGAGUCCCUAAACUAAAAAAAAUGUGAUUCACCCAGCUCCUGGACCGGGUAGGGUUGGUGGGUGGCUAUAUUCCUACCUACUAAGGGGUGCAUCCAGAUGGCCAAAGAUGGCAGGACUGGGAAACGGAUAUUGCUUCUCCAGAGGCUGUAGGACCUCCCAGCUGAUAAGAGGGGCCAGUGGGAAUCAUAGCCCAAAAUCACCUGGAGGGCACCGGGUUGGUGAGAGCUGGUUCAGAAAGUUCCCGGAUCAGUUGUAUUGACUUGGAAGCCAGGUUGCGUCCCGAGGCGAGACGCUAAAGCGAGACUUUCUGCUUGCAGAGCCAGGCGUGACCUCAGACGUCCUGCAAGAGGCCAAAGUCAACCUCAUCCCUUCCCACAUCUGCAACAGCACCGGCUGGUACAAUAAGCGCAUCCACCUCAACAACAUCUGCGCUGGGCACGAGCAAGGGGGCAUUGACAGCUGCCAGGUAUGCAGUGACGCAAAGCCAGAGGCUGCUUCUCCAGGGAGGGAGGCAAGUGGGGGGGAGGGGCAGGACGAGGGAAGCCCCCUCCUCUUGGAGGAAUGGCCUAACUCUGCCCCAACCAGGGAAAUCCCCCUUCCAUUCCAUAUUCAGACAGCCCCCGCGGUUAUCAAUAUGUUAUUAUCUUCCUACCUUUCCCUCCAAGGAGAUCCAGGUGGCAUACGUGGUUCUCUCCCUCCUCAUUUAAUCCCCACAACAACCCUGUGAGGUAGGUUGGGCUGAGAGGCAGCGACGGCCCCCUAAGCUCACCCAGUGAACUUCCUGGCUGAGUGGGGAUUUGAACCCUGGUCUCUCCCAGGUCCUAGUCUGACCACUAUGCCACACUGCAGCUCUCAGCAAGGAGGGCAAGGCAGGCAAAUUAUCUCAUUCAGGGCUCUCUCUCACCUGCUCCAGAAGACGUGCUUGGCUGUCCCUCAGAAUUCCCCAUCCUUCAAGGUUUGCCUGUCCCAGCACAGAGUCCUCUUGCUCCCAGAUUAUUCAUCUUUUUGGCAUUGGGAACAUAGGAAGCUGCCUUAUCCUGAGUCAGAACAUUGGUCCAGCGAAUCUCCAUUACAUGCAGAAGGUCUCAGGUUUGGGCAUCUCCAGCCAGCUUCUCUGCCUGGGAACUUAUCCACAAUUGCCUUUCUUCAGCUCUUUCCAGGCACAGGUCUGUGCUUUAAAGCUCUGUGUCUGAUCACCCCCUUUUGUUUAUUUUUUGCUCCAAGGCCCCAUUCUGGAAAGCACAGCAAAAGCAAACACAAUCCUUGGAAAACCCAAAUUGAUGUUUGCUUCAAUAGAGUGCUAAAGAGCAGGUUUUCAUGGGGCAAAAAAAGACACUUAGGCUGGAUCUACACUGACCUGUUUAACGUUAUUAGAACGUUAUUAGAUAUGUCAUUCUAAAAUGUCACAAGGCAUACUUGUUAAUUAAAGUGGUGGUUUUUUUACCUUGGUCUUUUUCAUCAAAAUGCAGUCUGCUGGUUGCUCUGCUGUGCGCUUUGGUGCCACACCUUAAUAACACAUUAUGAAUGUUAAAAGCGGAACAUCAUGUGUCCAUAUACAUUUUCAGAGUCAUUCCCUAACCCUUCCUUAACAUUUGAAACCAUGAGUGUAGAUCCACCCUCAGAUUCAGAGCUUUAAAACAUGGAAAGAGCACCUGGAAAGAGCGGGGCAGAAAGGAAGAGUGAAUGAGACCUCAGACCCUGGAAAGGUCCUGCCAAUCAACAUAGACAGUUCUGAGCUAAUUGGAGCAACAGGCUGAUUUAGUGUAAGGUGGCUUCCAGCGGUCGUAUGGCUCUCUUUUGCUCUGCCCUUCCCAGAAUUUCACCUCACUGCUGAAAUAGAGCUGAGGCAUGAGUGAAACAACCCCAGUGCGAUAUUCUCUGCCCAUCUGCAGAAGCCCUGCUUUUUGUGUGACCCCGUCUCUCUUGCAUGCAAGAUGAGGGAUGCCUCCAUCCUUUGUGGUCGUCAUGAGAGCUCCUUGGUGCUGCUGCUGGCGGAUGUGCAACCCAGUUCUCCUGAGUGCAGCUGCACCCUCUUCACUCGUCUCCCGUCUUUUCCUCCUGCCUCAGGGUGACAGUGGAGGCCCCCUCAUGUGCCGGGAAAUGAGGUCUGAGCGCUUCUGGGUCAUCGGAGUCACCAGCUGGGGGACGGGCUGUGCCAAGGCACAGAAGCCAGGCAUCUACACAUCCACACAGCACUUCCUCGACUGGAUAAAGUGGUCGACCAAGGAGGACUUCUUCCAGGGCGGCUUUGUGGGGAAACCUACAACGAUGGCCCCACCCCCACCCCCGCCCCCGCCACAGAGCUCAACGUCCCAGGUGUGGUGGCCCACGGGCCCCUACAUCCACAUGCCGCUUGAGACCUUUGCCAAUCCUUGGAAGAAAACCACCAGGCAGCGGCCAGCCUCCCCCAAUGAAAUCCAGCAGUUUGAGAACUGGGCUUACACCCAGCCUGUCGUGACGACCCCCCCUCCCCUUUGGCAACAACCGCCAGCCGAGACCGAACCCCCCCUGCAGCCCGUGCAAACCCAGCCGCCCUGGGGGUCCUACGGCUGGACCCAGACGUGGACCGUGGCUCCGACCCGGCCAGCAUGGAAUAUGUGGGUGCUGACUAGGCCGCCCCCCAGAACCUACCCACCAUACACUGUGCAGCAAUACCCUUCGUGGAACAUACAGGUGACCCGGCCUCCCCCCAGGACCAGGCUCACGCAGAAGUGGACCUUUGGUAAGCCUUCUUGGGUGGGGACUUACUACUGGAACAUUAGGAAGAACAGGCCAGUCAAGUAGCCGGACAGUCCAUCCCGGCCCCUGGCCACUCAGCUGCCCUGCCCUCCCCUUUUCAAACUAACCCUGUACAAGCUGCUGCAGUCGUCAGCUCGGUUUCCCUUCCCUUACUGCACAUGAAAUCAGAUCUCACAAGCCGUCUUCCCGGGACAAAAUAGUUAUCUUUUAAGUACAUAGAGAUACAGACACACACACACACAUAUGCUCUUUUUUGGCAAGCCAUGGAAAUUGCUGGAGGGAUGGGGCAGGAAACAGGCAAGCGUUGAAUGUAGGGGCAAAGCUAGCUUCUGAGAUCAAUCUGCUCCAGAGGACCCAACGCCGCUGCCUGGACUCUGCCCCCCUGGGGCUCACUAGAGGGGCAAGGGGGUUCCCAAAUGCACCCCAUACAUUUCAGUGCCCUUGUGCAUUCACACCAAAGCCUUUGUGGGAAGACCUUGUGGUUCCAGCUGUCUCCCGGCAGCUGUUCUGUAAUGUGCAGGGCACAUCUGCAAUAAAUUGGUGCUUUCUCA
Podarcis lilfordi (Lilford's wall lizard) is the source of this 8649-nucleotide messenger RNA. The record is from the annotation of a GenBank genome assembly. NCBI's taxonomy places the organism in Eukaryota, Metazoa, Chordata, Lepidosauria, Squamata, Lacertidae.